Esox lucius (northern pike) is the source of this 1989-nucleotide messenger RNA. Its product is annotated as gastrula zinc finger protein 5-1. Bases 311 to 1414 code for a protein of 367 amino acids. The transcript has 2 exons. The record is from RefSeq and is a predicted model, not a curated record. Gene Ontology annotation, cellular component: nucleus. Lineage: Eukaryota; Metazoa; Chordata; Actinopteri; Esociformes; Esocidae.
ACCAGAUAAUCCUCAGCAGUGUUUGUCUCCAGUAGUUAGUCCAAUGUUGAUCCACCCAUGAAACAGUAUCGUUUCUGGAGGCUUUACGCCUACUGCAGCGGCAGAAGCAGGAAGUCUGGAAUAGAAUAGAAUGAUAGCUAUCACUGUCUCUAGAUAGUACACUAACUAUUAUCAUAGAAUAUUUAUGGUUGCGCCAUCCGGCUCUAGGCAGUUCCGCUCCUACUGGCCGUAUUAUGCCCGAGUUUGCUUCAUGUGGACUUACUAUUUGCAACCUGGCUAGUCUGCUAACCAUAGCAGGAGAUGAGUGGUAAUGGCCUGCAAGAGGGAGAUCUCACAUGGGUCAGGGUCUCCUCAAAGUGAACUGUCCGAGGAUGAAUUUUUCUUCAGAGGUCUGAAGUCAGUCCCUCCCUCAGGUGUCAAACAAGACUGGCAAGAAUUACUUGGGCCACAAAUGCAACAGCGCAUCAAAGAGGAGGAGUCUGAAAUUAAAGUCACACCCCUUCUAAUACCUAUAAAACAGGAGACAGAUGACAAGGUUCCUGUCUGUAAUCCAAUAAAACAUGAGCCUAACGAUCCGUCCAGUGAGUCACGCACAGACAGAGAGGUGGAAAAAGCAAAGCUGAAGGAGGAGUGUGGAGAAGUGUCACGUCCAAAGCCUCAGACCGUCUCUCAUCCCUUCCCAGCUGCUGGGUCCAGGCCCGAGUGUAGGGAGAAAGAUGAGACCGAACCGGAGUCCCAGAAGAACCAGGGCCCUGCAGACUGGUUAGCUCCUGUGGAGGACGAUGGGGCCCUGGAUGAGUGCCGGCGCCGGCGCCGACUGGGCUUUGAGUCUGUCUGCCGAUCCCUUUUAGCCGUGCGGGCCUCUGACUCCGAGUCGGACGACAAGGAAGGGGAAGAGGACCCCAGUUUGGCCCCUGCCGACCACCAGACCCACCGGCGAGACCCAGAUGGCAACAUCCGCUCUCUUCGCUGCAGCACAGGAGCAGAAAAUCACCAGGUGGAGCUAGAGGCAGCGUCUCCUCAUCACCGAAACACAAAGAAUUUUGCCUGCCAAGAGUGUGGGAAGACAUUCGUAUCCCGCCGCGACCGGGACCGGCACAACCGCACUCACAGCGGUGAGAAGCCGUUCUCCUGCCCCCACUGCUGUAAAUCCUUCAGUGAUUGGGGCAACAGGUGUAAACACAUGCUCAUCCACUCUGGAGCAAAGCCCCACCUCUGUCCAGAAUGUGGCCGGGGCUUCUCAGAGAGGGGCAAUCUCAGAAAGCACAUGGAUUACAUCCACAGCAGUAUACCCAAGUCCCAGUGUAAGGACUGUGGAAAGAGCUUCACAGGUAAACGAGGUCUGGACCGCCACAUUAAAUCAGCAGUCUGCUCCACAAUGGGUCCUGUAAUAGGCAAUGUUGGGAAGAAGUGAACUACUUCAAUUAGUAAUUUUUUUAAUUGGGUGGAAGUUUAGCAUAAUUCAAAUCCUGGCAGUGUUUUCAAUAGUUUAUAAAUGCUAUUGUCAAUUUGGAGUAGAGUUAAGUUCUAAUACUAACACUGUUUUGGUGGUAAUGGUUGGGUUUGUAGCAAAAUCUCAGUUCUGGUGACUUUCUAAGAGGACUUUCUAAGAGGAAUUUUUUGACAACAUUUUAUCAAAAAGUGUUCAGUGGAAUCAUUGUUUUAGCAUAUCCUGUGUUAGGGAGGAUUUAUUUAAAGGUAAAAAGUUGAAUAAACAGAGAGAAAAUUUAAACAUAACGAAAAAUAGCUCAUACAUGAACUAAAUACAAUAUGAUUGAUGGGGUCAGGUUUUGUUCCUAUUGACUCCGAUCAGUAGCACUGUUGUGAUUCUGUAAAUGUUGUGAAUCAUUUCAUUUUAUCUGGAUUUAAGUGACGAUGAAUGAUUUAAUGUUUGUCUCCCUGAAGUGUGCCUUCCACUGAGUGCCUUAUGUGCCUUAUUCAAUGCUUUAUGAGUGGGAUUAUCUGUCUUUCAAUAAAUACGUAAACGUC